Boleophthalmus pectinirostris (great blue-spotted mudskipper) is the source of this 1157-nucleotide messenger RNA. Its product is annotated as GPI-linked NAD(P)(+)--arginine ADP-ribosyltransferase 1. The transcript has 4 exons. The record is from RefSeq and is a predicted model, not a curated record. Lineage: Eukaryota; Metazoa; Chordata; Actinopteri; Gobiiformes; Gobiidae. Gene Ontology annotation, molecular function: NAD+ poly-ADP-ribosyltransferase activity; NAD+-protein-arginine ADP-ribosyltransferase activity. Bases 163 to 996 code for a protein of 277 amino acids.
UGGAUUGUGAGGCUGGUCCUUGAAGCUUAUCUCUCUACAGGAAAGGAGUUGCUCGGAAAGAUUUUUUAUUUUUUUUUUACUUCCGCUACACUAUACAGAACAAAUGCGCUGUAUAAAUUUGAUGUAGUUCAUUUUGUCUUUUACAGAUUCUGGAAAACUAAAAUGAAGGACGGAAAGUAUGUCGUUCUUGCUGCAUUAUGCACCUUGACUCUCUGCAUCAAGGUGGCUGCACAAAUCCCCCUGGACAUGGCCCCAGAUGCCGUAGACGACAUGUAUGAAGGAUGUGCUAAAGACGCUCUGAACAAGUUUGUGCUCUCAGAUUUUCUACAAGUAGAACUCAACAAUAGUAAAAGUUUCCGGGAAGCAUGGCUCCAGGCCGAGUCCUCCGACUGCACAAAGCUGAUCCCAGGAGGACUGAAGCAACAUACCACUGCACUGAGAACUAUUAUCGAAGAUGACCAUUAUUUACUGAGCCUGAACUAUGAAGUGUACGAGUAUGGAACAAAUGUCACAACCUAUGAAGAUUUUAACUAUAAAUCUCUACAUUUUCUCUUGAUGGACUCCAUUAAACACCUUGACAGUGGUCUGGCAAAUUGUAAGACAGUGUAUUCUUUCUCAGACCUAGACUUCAUCGCUCAGAAUGGUUCCACCGUGAGACUUGGACGAUUUUGGAUUGGCUAUCCAAGUCUGGAGAGGAUCCUGAAAGAAAGAGACCUAAACAACGAAGUAAUUUUAAGCAUCACUACUUGCUUUUCCGCAGAUCUUGGAGAGAAUAUUUGCAAUGAGGAGUCAGUGACUCUCAUUUCUCCAGCUGAGGAGUUCACUGUGGAAGACGUCAGGGUUGUAAAAGAUCCAGACACAUUCACUUCGAUUGUUUUAAAACAUUCACAAAUGAAGAGCAUGCACAACUGCUACAUCUUCUCAAGGUGUGCUGACAGCUCCCCCCACUGGCUUUUCCUGGUACUUCUGACUCCAUCCUUUUUCAUCAUCAGUUGAAAUGAGACAGAUCAUUAGUCAAAACAUUUAAUUGAUUUUAUUCUUUGUAAUUACAACAUUUCUAUAACCAUUUUAUAAUUCUCGAAGUUUGUGACUGAUUGUAGUUAUAUUAUCACCUCAGCAACAAAUGUACAUUUAAUAAAAAAAUAUGACCAACAUGA